GUUUGCCAACUGGGCUCAAGAUCUUUGGCUAACCGAGGACAUGGCAUCAAAUGACUGCGGUCAACAAUAUCCAUACGCUGUCUAUCACAGUCGGCCUGAAGUGAAUGUCGCUAUUGGCUAUGGCUCCGAUGCUGAGGCCCAGGCGAAGGGUCUGAGCUUUGACAAUGAGACCAUACGCCGUGGAUUCAUACGCAAGGUGUACUUGAUACUCCUGGGCCAGCUGGUGAUCACAUUCGGGGCCGUGGCUGUGUUUGUGUACAGCGAAGACGCCAAGAACUUUGCGGCCCAGCAUCUGUGGCUCUUCUGGGUGGCUAUCGGAAUCAUGCUGCUGACCAUGCUGUCCAUGAUCUGCUGCGAGAGGGUGCGCCGCGAGACGCCCACCAAUUUCAUAUUUCUGGGCAUGUUCACUGUCGCUGAAUCGUUUCUGCUUGGAGUCGCGGCCAGUCGCUUCGCUCCCAAGGAGGUGCUAAUUGCAAUUGGCAUAACAGCCGCCAUUUGCUUGGCCCUGACGCUGUUCGCCUUUCAGACCAAAUACGAUUUCACAAUGAUGGGCGGCAUUCUGAUUGCUUGCUUGGUGGCCCUCCUAUUCUUUGGCUUCUUGACCAUCUUCAUGCAUGGCAAAAUCAUAUCACUGUUGUAUUCAUCGGCCGGCGCCGUGCUUUUCUCCAUCUAUCUGGUCUACGAUACUCAGCUAAUGAUGGGCGGCACUCACAAGUAUGCGAUUAGCCCCGAGGAAUACAUUUUCGCUACGCUCAAUCUCUACUUGGAUAUCAUCAACAUAUUCCUUGAUAUACUCAACAUUCUGGGCAUAACUCAAGAUUAAAUUCGAAACUAAAAGCACAUCAACGGCCACGCAUACAGGGAGAGUGAGAGGGAGGGAGAGAGAGAGACAGAGAGUGAGGAAUUAUGCAAAUGUUAUAUAUUUUUACUUUUACAAAGGCAUUUAACUACAGCAUUUAAAUGAGCAAUUGGGCAAAUUACAUAGAAAGCACACAGACAACCGCACAUAAAUUACACACACUCAUACACGCACAAACAUGCAAUCAAACAUGUCAAUUAAGUUAUUAGUAACGAGCAAUAAAAAUGUCAGAGCAAUUCCAGUAUUAACAUAGGGCAACCACACACAGAACU
This is a messenger RNA of Drosophila navojoa, 1131 nucleotides long. It is a transcript of the gene Recs1, whose product is annotated as protein lifeguard Recs1. Gene Ontology annotation, cellular component: membrane. The record is from RefSeq and is a predicted model, not a curated record. Lineage: Eukaryota; Metazoa; Arthropoda; Insecta; Diptera; Drosophilidae.